UCAUUCUCCGCCGCGGGUGCAUGCAUGUUUCGCGUAUUUUGUUUGUCGUUUGCCGGUGCGAAGAUUUCGAUUUCGUCGAAACAAAACGUUUAGAAUCGCGGCGCGGCUAAUUUAGAUCCGAUUUCAUAAACGAUCGGUUCAGUUUUUUCGGCGAUAGCAAGUAGAGUUUGGUGAUCGAGUGCGUCAUGACGAAAACCAAAGACAUGCCGGAUCCGGGAAGUUCGAAAACCGUCCUCCACAAGGGUGCCAUCACCGUGGCACAAAUCAACGCAGACGAGUUGACAUUCCUUGCCAAUCGCUUCUGGUCCCCGGACACGGUCGGUAACCAUGAGUCGUACAAUCCGGGCAUCGUGGAGGAAAUCUAUCGACGUGAGAUUUGCGAAUCUCGUCAAUCGGGGCGGCGAAUCAUGAUGCUGGAGUUCAGCCAGUAUCUGGAAAAUUAUCUGUGGCCCAACUACCGAGGAGAAGUGGCCAGUAGGGCCCACCUUAUGUCGAUUGUGGUGAUGCUGAAUGAGAAGUUCCGCGAAAAAGUAGAGGUGUGGAAAGUGUUCGAAAAUAACGCGGAUCAGUUUCCGGUGUUUUUCCAGCAGGUGUUGGAGGCAUGCUUGGCCGAUCCGUCGACGGAAAGUGAGUUCAGUAUGCGGGAGCAAACCGGGCUGCUAGUGUUUUUAAAUCAUUGUUUCAAUAGUAUGGAAGUGGAAUUGUGCCGCAAUCAGGCGAAACGACUCGUUUCGUUGGCCAUGUGGUCCUGCCUGCAGCCGAAGCGCCGGGAGCAGGAGUUGAAGAACAUCCCGGAAUGGCGCAAGUUCUGGAAGAAGCUCCAGAAGCGUGAUAAAGCCGAGCUCAAGGAAAAGCUCGAGUGGGAGCGUCAUUUUUUGCAAAAUCUAGUGAUCAAGUUUAUGAAUAUUCUGGAAUCGAUUCCGAUCGAGGGUCCAGUCUGUGCGGAUACGGUGCGUUUUUGUGAGCGGUUUUUGGAGUUUUUGAUCGAUUUGGAAGCGCUUCUGCCGACGAGGCGUUUCUUCAAUACGGUCAUGGAUGACUGCCACGUGGUGGUACGAUGCUCGAUGGCACCGCUCUUGCAACGAGACGAGGGAAAUCUGUUCGCUCAGCUCUUGAACAUGCUGAAGUUCUACGCCCGUUUCGAGAUCAACGACGAAACCGGUGAUCCGCUGACGGACCACGACAUGACCCAGCUGCAUUACACCAAGAUCAAGGCCCUGCAGAAGGCUGCCUUCGCCAAGUUUCCGGAGCUGCGGUUGUUCGCCCUGUCCAACGUGGCCAACGUAGACACCAGAGAUUCGCUGGAGAAGCAUUUCGGUGCCCUGGACGGGAAAAGUUUGAAGCAAAUCGCUUGCUAUCUGAAUCUGGUUCCGGAUGAGCUUGCUCCACCGUUCCAGUGGCACCGGCUGGACGAACCGUUCCUGCGGGAGUUGUUGAUAUCGCGUCACGAACGCCGCGUGUCCCAGCUGGAAUCUCUAAACGAAAUGCCGCUCUAUCCGACGGAAGAAAUCAUCUGGAAUGAGAACAUCGUCCCAACGGAGUACUAUUCCGGGGAAGGAUGUUUGGCGCUGCCGAAGCUAAACUUGCAGUUUCUGACUCUGCACGAUUACCUGUUGAGGAAUUUCAACCUGUUUCGGUUGGAAUCCACCUAUGAAAUUCGUCAAGACAUUGAAGACGCCGUCAGUCGUAUGCUACCGUGGAAAUCGGAAGAAGAUGACGUUGUUUUCGGUGGCUGGGCUAGAAUGGCUCUACCGAUACAGUCCUUUGCCGUCGUCGAAGUUUCAAAACCACACAUCGGCGAGAAGAAACCGUCUCGUGUAAGGGCUGAUGUUAGUGUUACGUUGAACGUCCGUAAGGAGAUCCAAGAAGAGUGGGAGAAUCUCCGGAAGCACGACGUUUGCUUCCUGAUCACGGUCUGUCCAACGAAACCCAUCGGUACCAAGUACGAUUAUCGUGAGCAUUUUGUGCCGCAAGUAGGAUUGGUACAUGUGCGUGGUUGUGAAGUCGAGGGUAUGUUGGAUGCCAAUGGUCGAGUUAUUGAGGAUGGAAUCGAGCAAAGACCACAAUUGCCAGGAGAACAGCGUACAUUCCGAGUUUGGUUGGACUCCAAUCAGUAUCGCGUGGAUAUGGACAGUUUGCAAACGGGUGGCGACGACGUUUACGAAAGCUUCAACAUAAUCAUGCGCCGAAAACCAAAAGAGAACAACUUUAAGGCAGUUUUAGAAACGAUUCGGCACCUGAUGAAUACAGAAUGCGUCGUUCCGCCUUGGUUGCAUGAUAUUCUUUUGGGAUACGGUGAUCCUGGUGCAGCUCAUUACAGUCGCAUGCCGGACCAAGCAAGGGUUAUGGAUUUCAAUGAUACUUUCUUGGACAUCGAUCAUGUCCGGGAUUGUUUCCCGGGCUAUGAGGUGGUUGUUAAAGAGACGGAACCUGCGAAACUUGUGCGCCCCUUCCGGUUAACCUUUGAAAAUGUACGUGAACAAGUUGAUAGCAGUGAUGAAGAUGAAGAAGAUGAUGAUAAGAAGGAGAAGGUGAAUCUACCCAAGCGUAUCCUGGCGGAACCUUAUGAAAUCCCUAAGCGGGGCCCGUACAAAUACAACGAGCCAAAAAAGAACACAAUCCGUUUCACCUCGACCCAGGUUGAAGCUAUCAAGGCAGGUAUGCAACCGGGUCUAACCCUGGUAGUUGGUCCUCCGGGUACUGGUAAAACCGACGUAGCCGUGCAAAUCAUCUCCAAUCUGUACCAUAACCAUCCUCAGCAACGUACCCUUAUUGUAACCCACUCCAAUCAGGCAUUGAACCAACUGUUCGAGAAGAUCAUGGCCCUGGACAUCGACGAACGACACCUGUUGCGUCUGGGUCAUGGGGAAGAAUCGCUGGAGACGGAGAAAGACUACAGUCGAUAUGGCCGAGUCAAUUAUGUGUUGUCCAAGCGAAUUGACUUACUGGGACAGGUUCAGCAGCUACAGGAUUCGAUGGGAGUGGUUGGAGACGUAGCGUACACAUGUGAAACAGCUGGUCACUUCUAUUUGUACCAGGUUGUCGCUCGCUGGGAAAAAUUUAUCAAUGACUUUGAGAACAGCAAGGACUAUAAGAAUGCUGAAGCUUUCACGGAAGAGUUCCCGUUUACAAAAUUUUUCCAGGACGCACCGCAACCGCUAUUUGGUGGAAGUACUUUUGAGGAAAAUAUGGACAUUGCCCACAGCUGCUACCGUUAUAUAUCCCACAUUUUCACUGAACUGGAGGAGUUUAGAGCCUUUGAACUUCUGCGCAGUGGAUUGGAUCGUUCUAAAUAUUUGCUGGUAAAGGAAGCAAAAGUAAUUGCCAUGACCUGUACUCAUGCUGCUUUGAAACGGAAGGAGCUGGUCAACAUGGGCUUCAAAUAUGACAACAUAUUAAUGGAAGAAUCUGCUCAGAUUCUUGAAAUCGAAACCUUCAUUCCUCUGCUGCUGCAGAAUCCAAUGGAUGGAUACAAUCGUCUGAAGCGAUGGAUUAUGAUCGGGGACCACCAUCAGCUUCCACCGGUUAUCAAAAAUAUGGCGUUCCAGAAAUACUCCAACAUGGAACAGUCACUUUUUACCAGAUUAGUUCGGCUGGGUGUGCCGACUAUCGAUCUCGACGGACAGGGUCGUGCUCGUUCAAGCAUUUGUGAACUGUACAAGUGGCGUUACUCCAAACUUGGAGAUUUGGUUCACAUCCAACAAUGGCCAGAAUACGUUCUCUGUAACCCUGGGUUCAGUUUCGACUAUCAACUGAUCAAUGUGGAUGACUUCAAUGGCGUCGGGGAGUCCGAACCUAAUCCUUACUUCUAUCAGAACUUAGGAGAAGCUGAGUACAUUGUGGCCGUAUUCAUGUACAUGCGGCUCAUCGGAUAUCCAGCAGAGAAAAUCUCAAUUCUAACUACGUACAACGGCCAGAAACAUCUUAUUCGAGAUGUAAUCGAAGCUCGUUGCGCUGACAAUCCUCUCAUUGGAAAGCCACAUAAAGUUACUACGGUUGAUAAGUAUCAAGGUCAACAAAAUGAUUACAUCCUGCUGUCACUUGUGCGCACCAAAACGAUUGGUCAUAUUCGUGAUGUACGCCGUUUAGUGGUAGCAAUGAGUCGUGCCCGCUUGGGUCUUUACAUUUUUGGUCGCGUGUCCCUUUUCAAAAAUUGUUUCGAGCUACAACCGACUUUCAAACUGCUCACUAAACGUCCACUGCAACUACAUCUUACCAAGGGGGAGACAUUCCCCGGUACCAGAAAACUGGACGACAAACCCUCUGAAAAACCGGAGAUAGUUAAGGAUAUGACCGAGAUGGCUCAAUUUGUCUACAAUUUCUACAUGAAGAAGGUUAACGUUAUUCGCUCCGAGAUGGAAAAAAUGAAAGAGCUGUACGAGAAACAUCAACAGGAAAAAGCUGCCAGCGAACCUCAACCGGAACCUGAACAGCAGCAACAAACCAUGGAAACAGAACCAGAAGAGUUCGUACCAACUCCGAUUCGCAACGAAGUGGACAUCCAUGGCGACCCUGUCUCGGUGCCGGUUACGAAACGAGGCAAAAAGCGUGCAGCAACAGCGGUUGCAAUUGUAACAACUACCAACGCAGAAGAAAAAGAACCGGAACCGGAAACCGAAACUGAGCCGGUGGAGUCUGAAGAACCCGAACCGAUGGAUACUACUGGUGGUUCUACUGCGGAAGGGGUUUCUGAAAUUUCUAAGCCUGAAUCUGCUGGGGACGCAAAAGAGGAUGAACAAACAGAACAGUAAGGUUACACAUUUACACUAUUUUCUUGAUUGUCAAUAAAGUAUUCAGAUAUUA
Messenger RNA from Uranotaenia lowii, 4803 nucleotides. Its product is annotated as RNA helicase aquarius. Bases 186 to 4751 code for a protein of 1521 amino acids. Gene Ontology annotation, cellular component: catalytic step 2 spliceosome. Gene Ontology annotation, biological process: mRNA splicing, via spliceosome. Gene Ontology annotation, molecular function: helicase activity; mRNA binding. The transcript is spliced from 6 exons. Lineage: Eukaryota; Metazoa; Arthropoda; Insecta; Diptera; Culicidae. The record is from RefSeq and is a predicted model, not a curated record.